Messenger RNA from Thalassophryne amazonica, 2144 nucleotides. RefSeq names its product 5-beta-cholestane-3-alpha,7-alpha-diol 12-alpha-hydroxylase-like. The record is from RefSeq and is a predicted model, not a curated record. Gene Ontology annotation, molecular function: sterol 12-alpha-hydroxylase activity; iron ion binding; heme binding. The transcript has a single exon. NCBI's taxonomy places the organism in Eukaryota, Metazoa, Chordata, Actinopteri, Batrachoidiformes, Batrachoididae. The coding region runs from base 15 to 1550 and encodes 511 amino acids.
CAAAGGACUCAGUCAUGGGACUGCUGCUGCUGAUCCUGUUGUCUUUGCUUGCUGCUCUGAUCGGAGGUUUGUACCUUCUUGGUGCAUUUCGUCAACGCCAACCUGGGGAACCCCCAUUGGACAAAGGGCUCAUCCCUUGGCUGGGUCAUGUCUUAGAAUUCCGCAGGGACACCUGUAAAUUCCUUGAGCGGAUGAAGAAAAAGCAUGGGAACAUUUUCACAGUCCAGCUGGGAGGACAUUACUUCACAUUCCUUCAAGACCCGCUCUUGUUUGGACCUUUUGUUAAGGAGAGUCGAGAAAAGCUGGACUUUAACGGCUUUGCCAAGAUUCUGAUAAAAAGGGUCUUUGGCUAUAAGCGUAUGGAUGCCGAUCAUCAAAUUCUGGAGACUUCCAGCAACAAGCACCUGAAGGGAGAUGGACUGGAGGUAAUGACACAAGCCAUGAUGACAAAUCUACAAAACUUGAUGUUGCACAAUAUUGGCUCAGCGACGGACCAAAGCAGCUGGAAAGAAGACGGGCUGUUUAUGUACUGUUACAAUAUUGUUUUUCGGGCUGGUUAUUUAUCUCUGUUCGGAAAUGAACCACACACACCCGAGGGAACUGUAGAAAAAGCCAAAGAGAAAGACAGAGUGGAAUCAGAGGUUUUGUUUCAUGAGUUUCGUAAAUAUGACCAACUUUUCCCCAAGCUAGCAUACGGCGUCCUUCCACCAAGAAAAAAAAUGGAGGCAGAGAAGCUAAAGUCGUAUUUCUGGGAUGCUUUAGCAGUGCAGAAAAUAAGGGAAAAUGACAACGUUGGUGGCUGGGUGUGGGACAGUCAGCAGGGAAGACGGGAAAAAGGUAUGAAAGACUCGAUGAUAAGCCGAUACAUGUUUGUGCUCCUUUGGGCCUCUCAGGGAAACACGGGCCCUUCAUCAUUCUGGCUGCUCCUCUUCCUUAUGAAGAACCCUGAAGCCAUGGCAGCUGUAAAGGAGGAAGUUGACAAAGUCCUGAAGGAAACAGGGCAGGAAGCCCGCCGCGAUGGUCCUUUGAUCAACCUGACCCGUGACAUGUUGAUGAAGACACCAGUCCUGGACAGUGCUGUAGAAGAGACCCUCCGCCUCACCGCUGCACCAGUCCUCAUCAGGGCGGUUGUUAAAAAUAUGACCUUUAAAGUGGCUGAUGGUCAGGAAUACUGGGUUCGCAAAGAUGACAGAGUGGCCAUCUUUCCUUACAGUGCAGUUCAACUUGACCCAGAGGUCCAUCCUGAUCCACAUUCAUUCAAAUACGACCGCUUUCUGAAUCCAGAUGGGAGCAAAAAAACUGAUUUCUACAAAGACGGGAAGAAAGUGAAGUAUUACAACAUGCCCUGGGGUGCCGGGGUCUCCAUGUGUCCUGGGCGCUUUUUUGCCACUAAUGAGCUGAAACUGUUCAUUUUCCUCAUGUUGGCAUAUUCUGAGUUUGAACUGGAAACUCCUGAUCAGGCGAUACCUGAUAUUGACCGCAAACGAUUCGGUUUUGGUACCAUGCAGCCCACCAAAGAUGUCAGGUUUCGAUACAGAUUCAGGUUUUAGAUGUGCAGUGAUACAGAGUUUUACAUUGCAUUGCAUUCUGUAACACAUGCUGUGGAAAGAAGAGAAUCCUACAAAUUUGCUAAGAAAUUGUGUAUCUGUGUAUGAUGGGGGUGGAGAUGCCCAAACAUUCCAAAAAUGUCAUUCCCACCCAUCGAUUUCUAAUCCACUAGAUUUUGGAUGCAGCCCGUGAACUCUUGCCAGGCAGCCGCCAUCUUACUUAGCGUUAUUACGCAUCGUCAGGCAUUAGAUUAAAUAAAAAUCGAUGCACUGACUUAAACUUGGGUUAAAGUAAUCUGAAAAUGUUUUGUGCAGCAUUCAGGUGCAGCAACAAUCUGACAAAGGAUUGUGGAGUGAACUUUGUUUCACAACAUCUGGACUGGGACUGACAAAUUAAUUCAAGUCUGUUAUAUAAAUAGUCUGAUCCUCUUCUGUAUUUGUUUUAACAAAUAUUGGCUGUACAAAAAAUGCGGGACUGAGUUUGAAUAAAUGAAAUAGCAUGGAAAAUGCAGAUUUAUGGUGAAAGUCUCUUGAAAACAAUGAUCUUGCUCAUCGAUUUCUAUUGAUGUCUGGUUGUCAGACACUAACCAAGAUGGC